Molecule: messenger RNA, 2579 nt
Organism: Boeremia exigua
Lineage: Eukaryota; Fungi; Ascomycota; Dothideomycetes; Pleosporales; Didymellaceae
Exons: 5
Coding region: 374-2329 (651 amino acids)
Source: RefSeq, a predicted model, not a curated record
GUUGAAUGCGCUUGGACGUCUGCUCUCGAAUCAAUGUAGCGCAGGAGGGUGCACCAGCUGCUGUGUAGCACGCUAAGAGAUGUCAACCAGGGCCGCGCACCCGGCAUGUGAAUUCUAUGAGGUUGGGAGCGUGAGUGCGUUCAUGAGAGCGAUCGACCAGCACAUGCAUGGUGGCUGAUCAACCAUGGCGUAGUGUCGUACUGCACCAGUUCUAAAUGGUGCCUGUAACAAGUGGGAUCGUCGAGCACAGCUACGGAUUUCAUUUUGAGGCAUCUUUGCUACUAAGUUUAUUAGUGACCAGUUGCGAGGGUUGUCAUUGCCUGCUAUUCAUUAAAACAUUUGCCUCUCUUCUCGUGCUUGCCAGUCUUGCAAGAUGGCGCGACAGGAAGCCGAACAACAAACUUCCCACGGCCCUUCAUCGCGUGGCGUGUCACCUUUACAACACGACAGAAUGGAAUCCGCUGCCCCUAUACAACGUCGAACCCACGUUCGCAAGCAGUUUGUCCUGUGCUUCGAUGGUACCGGCAACAAGUUCAGUGGCACUGAUGCGGACUCGAACAUUCUUAAGAUUUAUCGCAUGCUCGAUCGAAACAACGACGACUCUUUCCAUUAUUACCAGCCCGGCAUCGGGACGUAUGUUGCGCAGACUGGCAGCUCUACGGCGAGGCCAGGACGUAUCGAACGGUUCAAGCACUGGUAUGCGAAGGCGAAAGACAGUGCGGUCGGCACUUCUUUUGACCUACACGUCAUGGCUGGCUAUCGAUUUCUGAUGAGAUAUUAUACCCCAGGGGAUGAUAUAUUCUUUUUUGGCUUCUCUAGAGGUGCAUAUACCGCCCGUUUCCUGGCAGAAAUGCUCGACCAUGUUGGUCUGCUCUCGGCUGGAAAUGAGGAGAUGUGUCAUUUUGCGUGGAAGACGUUUCAGAAGUGGCAAUGUCGGCUGGAAAGCAAUGACGAAGAGAAGAAGGAGAAGAAGGAGCUCCUCGAAUUCAUGUGCGCGUUCAGAGAGACCUUCAGUCGCCCAGUACGCGCCAUCCGAUUCCUUGGUCUCUUUGAUACCGUCAACAGCGUACCACACUUUGAAAGUGCAUGGAUGCAGCGCAGCAAAUUUCCUUACACCGCACGAAGUUCGUCCCGCGUCAUACGGCACGCCGUCUCCAUCGACGAGCGACGCGCAAAGUUCCGCCAGGAUCUUAUAUCUCAAGCAAAGCCGGAUCAUGCCAUGCUCUAUAAACGUCAUCAUCGCAAGCACCACAAAAAGGAAUUCCUCGGUAGUGAUGAGACACAUGAUCACAGCAAUCAUAACGGGAGGGAUAUUCAACAGCCUAGGGGUCGCCGCGACACUCUUGCUCCGCCAGAAGACUUCAGAAAUCCACACGAAACAUCAGGGGUGCGUAGUUUGAGCCCUGACUAUUCGUGUAGUAACGUGUCGGUGCAAUCGACUGAUCCGAUCCACACGCGAGACUCCUGGGACGAAGACGAGGGAGAGCAGGAUAUCCAGGAGGUCUGGUUUCCGGGUUGUCAUGCAGAUAUUGGAGGUGGCUGGCCUCUCGACUCCGGCCAUGAAGCCGCUUUGAGCCAUGUACCCCUUGUAUGGAUGGUUCGCGAAGCACAAAAGGCGGGUCUAGAGUUUGACGAGGAGAAAUUGGAAGCUCUUCACUGCUGCCACGAAGAUCGGACAUUCGGUGGCCUAAAGCACCCAGUCGUCCCUGCCAUCGCUGUCAAUCCAGCUUCACCACUCCUCGCGGAUGGUCAGUCGAACGGAGCGGCUAGCACUAAUCACACGGUCAGCGAUGUUGUCGACGAGAAAAACACCUUAGAUCACCAUCACACCCAUCCAGACACGAGCUUUCACAGCAAGCUUCACUACGCUGCGACUCGAGGUCGUAUACAUGACGUGCUCCAGUUCAACAACGGUGCUGCACCGAUGGGCGUCGUGUCUUGGAACGUCAUGGAAUAUCUGCCCUUCCGGCGCAUGGAUCUCUGCGAAGAUGGGUCUUGGAAAGCGAUCAGAUGGCCACUACCCAAGGGCGAGACACGCGACAUUCCUGCCAACGCUCAUAUCCACUCCAGCGUCAUCAAGCGUAUGUUAGCAGAUCCAAAGUAUAGACCCGGCAACUUGAUUGUUGGCGGUGGUGGAAGAGGCGUCAGAAGAGCGCCGGAAGAGAUGGGCAUUGGCAGAUGGGUUUGUUGCUGUGAUGAGGGUCAUCCUGUCGGCGAGUGUUUUGUCAGGAAGGAAAAGCCGGUCAGAAAAGCAACCGAGCAAAGCUCACAUUCUAAUGUGAUGCCGAGUGGACCACAAGGAAAUUACUUCUCUGGGAGGAAUGUGUAGGCGCAGAUGACUGUCUGAACGGCGUUUAGGCAUCGAAGAACCUUUUCACUUCUACAUUGAAGACUCGCAGACAUUGAGCUAGACUCCUUAUUGCAUUUUGUUUGUUGGUAUCUUCGUUCUGAUGGCGUGUCGUAACUUGAGUACGUAGUAUUCGCCAUAGCAUUCCUCAUACGUAGUUCUGAUUCGAGCAAAAUAGAACCAAACAGUCUCCAAUAUCCCAGCAGAAUGUACUCUUAGAGCUGGCACGCCU